This is a messenger RNA of Styela clava, 489 nucleotides long. Lineage: Eukaryota; Metazoa; Chordata; Ascidiacea; Stolidobranchia; Styelidae. The record is from RefSeq and is a predicted model, not a curated record.
GGACUAAUACUGUUGAUGGAAGCUUGUUUAUUCAUUAAAGGUGAGAAAUGCUGGAUGCCUAUGGUUUGCGACGGGCAACCUACUUGGAGAGACGUUAAGAAUGGACAGUGCACAAAAGACGAAGAGAAGGCUUUGGAAGCCUUAACGGAACAAUUACACGGAAUGAAAAGUGAGCUCCAUCAGUUAAAAAAGACAAUGGAAAAAUCAGAGACAAACUCAGUGCUGUCCUCUGUUGCAAGUGUCAAAGAAGCGACCACGCCCUCUGUUGCAAGUGUCAAAGAAACGACCACGCCCUCUGUUGCAACUGUCAAAGAAACGACUGCACCCUCUGGUGUAGGUCUUGAAGAAGCGACACGAAUUCUGUUGUAGGUGUCAAAGAAACGACCACUCCCAAUGGAUACAAAGACAAGACAACUUCUUCUACCAGCGCUUCAACCGCCAUUGGCACAUCACCUUGGUCAACUAAGGAAGCCUUUUUCUCUACUUUUC